This is a messenger RNA of Uncinocarpus reesii 1704, 4059 nucleotides long. RefSeq lists its product as uncharacterized. The transcript has 3 exons. NCBI's taxonomy places the organism in Eukaryota, Fungi, Ascomycota, Eurotiomycetes, Onygenales, Onygenaceae. The record is from RefSeq and is a predicted model, not a curated record. Bases 1 to 4059 code for a protein of 1352 amino acids.
AUGGAAAACACAAUCUGCCUUGGACGCGCUGUCUCGCUGCUGCUGCUCAGAUCCGCCCCCGCAUCGCAGGCAUCAGCCGCACUCCCACUGCGCCAUGCCCGAUCCAGCGCUAGUUCUGCGGCUUCGUAUUUGACUGCACCUCAUCUUUGCUGUCUCUCAGUCUCUUCCAUCUCUCUCUCUCUCUCGCUCGUUGUCCGUCAGUCUCGUCUUGUUGCUCUCCCGUCUCGCCCACUGCUGGCCCGCUACUCCGACUCCUUUCUCAGUCGGGAUCCGUCGAGACGCUGUCAAACCACUCCCCGCCUCCUGAUUCUCUCACAGACUGGCAUUGACUUCAUCCGUCUGUUCAUCGCAAUUCCCGCUCCAAUUCCUCGUCGUUCUUCGCAUCGCCCUGCCGCAGCAGUCACCCGUUUGCUGAGAAUCCAUGAGCCAUUCCACCGCUUACUUUAUCGCCUUUCUGUCUGGCCCAGUUGGCAUGGCUAUUUGCGCCCGGUGCACGACGUCGUUGAAUACUCGGAAUACCCCAUUCUAGAGAUACAUGCCAUACUCCUGAUCUGCGUCUCUCGCAACAGUUUCAUUCUACCUGGCAGUGCGUGCGCGCGCUCUCCAACAUCUCUAAAGCAUGUCUCGGCUCCCGAAAACCACAAUUCGCCCACAGACUUUAGCUAUUUAGAACAGCUCUACAUCAACCCUGAAGCGUUCGAUCCCCCUUCACCUCCACACAAACCAGCAGACAAUGACAAUGGGUGUGCAAAAGGAUACUCUGGGACAACUCAGCUGCUGAGUCCAGUGUUAACUAAUACUCCUAGCCCUUCCGCAAUAUCCAACACGCACCCCGGAGAGCAUCCAGUGCGUCACGACCAGCACGAUGCCAACAUCUCCCCUACGUCCAUCACACAUGAAGGACGGAAAGAAGUGCCUACCCUCCGACUCCCAACUCUAGCAACCACUCCUUACAGCAAUGCCGUUGAAGUAAAGACCUCGAAUUACCCGGAAUUGCCGCCGAGCCCCGUUGUCAAAAUCUCGAGUUAUAGUCGAGGUGAUUCCCCUUCUCGAGACGAAGUCGGGUUAAACAAAUCGAAACGGAAGAGUAUUUCUUCUGUCCAUCUUGCGCCAGGAGCCGAUGCAUCUGAUGAGCCCGACGACGGAGAUGAGCAUGACGAUAAGAUCGAUGACUGCGAAGCAAAGGCCAGGGCUAUGCCGUCAUCUCCAACUUUGCGUGCCGCUGACGGAAGUUGGGUCCGCAAUCCGGCCACUGGCCUUGGCGGCUUGGACCCAUCAUCUAGAACUGAAGACCUUGUGCCCAGUUUGAAGGAGAUCACAGCGCAACAGGAAUUAGAGGUAAAAAUCGCGGACGUGGAGCGCUGGCUGUCCUUCAGCGAAGCAAACAGCGAAGUCGAGGAUAAUACCUUGAUCGGGUACCAAUCACAGAAAAAAUGGCGAUUUCCUGGGAGACGCAGAACUAAGAGUACUGGAGAUUCUCCGCUCAGUCCUCGCAAUCCAAACGCUAACGGUCAACAAGCGACCCACGAUACCAUUCCUGGGCCCGGUGUCCUUGUGAUCGAGGAGAGCGAAGAAGACGAGGAUGAUUCUCACUCAUCUGACAGCUCGCUUCCGCGACCACCAGACGAUGUUGAUUCCGGCUCUCAAUUAGGUUUCAAGGAAGACGACUUCCCACCCACGGACACUAUCAGCCUCUCGAGCGAGGUGCCGCUCCCGCGCCAGUUUAUUCGGUCCAGACCUUGGCAGGACCAACCAAGGAACCAGAGGUUUGGGGACAUGAAGGAGCAGCCGCCCACAUCUAGUGCUGCGAUCUAUCGAUUUCUGAGACAGGCGGACAAUACUGACACGGCCUCACGGAGAGCAACGUGGGGGACGCGGGAAGUUACUGAAGCUGAUGUCGAGAGCCUUCGUUUUGAGUCCAUGCGGAUCAACGAUGAUGGAAUGAAAGAGAAAUUUAGCCCACGCACUCUUUUCGGGCACGCGAGUAAACUCAUCCCGCGGCGGAGCCACAGCGGCGCAAAGCGAAAACACAGCAUAUUAACUCACCAAACCCAGCCGAGUGUGGAAUCCUUGGAAACCGGAAAGAGUGGCCCCAGCAGCUCGGCACUGCCGCAACGCAAGCCGAGUUUUACGAGACGGUCGAAGACGCCGUCAAAUACCAGCGGUGCAUUCUUGGAAAUGGGAAGACAGAUCGCGUCCGUUGGUGUUACUAGUCCUAUCGAGGUUCAACCUACCAAACCUCUUGCGCCAUGGAGCAGUUUUAUGAGACGUAGCCGCAGUAGAAGCGAGGUGCCAAAAGGCCUACAGAUCACCAACUCGAAAGUGACGCAACCUGUGCCUGGUACUAUGUUAGCGGCGCCGUUAUACGAUCAGAAUCAGACGGCGGUGACUUCACUAGCCCAUUCGCCUCUGAAUGGGAACGAUACUGACGAGAAUGACCAUAAUCAUGAUGAGGACGAAGAAGAUCUGGCAGGUGAUAGAGGAGUCUUUAUGGACUUUUCCAUCCGUGGAGAUCUGAUUGUGCCUACACUCGAAGGGUUCAAAUCUCAUGUCGAGCAGUUGAAUCCCCGGCUACAGCCAGCUCUAGUGCAACGGAUCGCCCAGGAACAAAUGCGACGAUAUAAGAAACUCGUUGAACUCAAGCUGAAGCAUGCCCAGGCGGUACACCGACGGACCUGUCCCUCUAGAGAACAUUGUUUCGCUCAGGGGGGUGAUGCCACCAUUCUGCUGCCGAAAACUGGGGCUAAGGACGUGGAAGCUGCCGCCAUUGGGACUAGCCACAUCGAUCCGAACGGUGGAUCGGGUGAGAAUGCCGUGACAGAUGCCAUGUUUCCGUCAGGCGUGCCGUUACCGCCAACUAGGCGGCUCCCCGCCAAAUUCGAGUGUUCACUGUGCUUUGAGGUCAAGAAGUUCCAGAAACCUUCCGAUUGGACGAAACACGUGCACGAGGACAUUCAGCCAUUCACUUGCACCUUUCCUGAAUGCCCGGAGCCCAAAUCAUUCAAGCGCAAAGCGGACUGGGUGAGACACGAGAAUGAGAGACAUCGUCAUCUCGAGUGGUGGGCGUGUAAUAUGCUGGACUGCACUCACGUAUGCUAUCGCAAAGACAACUUUGUGCAACAUCUUGUCCGAGAGCAUAAAAUGCCAGAACCGAGGGUGAACCGUGGUAAAGGCCGAGGAGGACCAAUCGAGAACGCAUCGCCAAAUCAAAUGGGUGACGAUACCCAGGGGCAAGAAGUGGAAAAGACAGUCUGGGAUUUGGUUGAGAGUUGUCGGCAGGUCACCACAAAGCAGCCUACUGAAGAAGCUUGCCGGUUUUGUGGCAAUGUGUGCAACAGCUGGAAGAAGUUGACAGUCCAUCUGGCGAAGCAUAUGGAACAGAUCGCGAUGCCAGUGCUCCAGUUGGUGGAAGAGCGAGCCGUUUUGGCGGGCAAUAUCCCCGUUGAAGGCGGCAGCUUGACUCCAGCGCCGAGCAGUUUCCCAAAGCCUCUAACGCGAGAGCAAAGCACGCUGUCGACUCGCAGCAAAACCAAAAACAGCGCUCAAGGGCUCGUGUAUGGAACGGCGGCGCUUCUACCAGAAGCCUUUGCAGUGAAACGCCCUACUGUUUCUGCCAAAAAGCUACAAAUGCAUAAUGCGCUUAUGGGGUCGCAACAAUACUCAAUGUCGUCCAAUCAGUAUGCCGUUCAGCAACCGUACUCGCAGGGCAACUCUCCGGUCUUGCAGGGGCCGCGGCACUCCCCUCUAGCGCAGAGACAGUAUGGCGGAGGAAACGGGGCAACGUACCCGCCACCGUUCAACGCACCGAUCCGCCAGCCGGGAGCAAUUGAGACUCCCAACACUGGCGAAAUACCAUACACUUUGGACGUGGACUUGUCAGCGGCAACGGAUCCCUUGACGGGGUUUGGUGGUGGGCCAUUAUAUGCAUCGCCGGUGGAGCAUUACUCGUACACAACGAGUCCAACAGGUAUGGGUUAUCAUAUGGAGGCCUCAGGAUCGGGCCAGGGAUAUGGGUAUAUAAACAUUGCCGACGAACAACGGCAAUAUGGUAACCAAUGA